AUGGCAGGAACAGUGCCAACAUCUGCAAGUGACCAUCACGACGAACUCGUUACUUCAAUAAGCAACAGAUUGAGGCAACUAUCUGAAACAUCCUUCAACUGUCGCUUGUUAACUGUUCUGGACAAGCUCCGCAAGAACCACAAGGAAGCCUUCUUGCCAAAGCAAAUCUCCAUCGGACCAUUCUACCAUCAUGGGAAACGAUGGAAGGCCAUGGAAGACCACAAGUGGAGGUACCUGCAAAGCUUUUUGGCACGGACACAGAAGAAAUUGCAAGAAUGUGUUGAGGUCCUCAAGAAGUUGGAAAAGCGAACUUGCCUGUGUUACUUGGAAAAGAUAGAUCUCAACAAUGAUGAGUUCAUCACAAUGGUUCUUGUAGAUGGUGCAUUUGUCAUUGAGCUGUUCUUGUUGAAUCAUUUCCCUGAAAAGAAGGCCGUGAAUGACGUCAUCUUUGACAAGAAAAAAGAGUGGAUGAUCAUGGAUGUGAGAAGGGACAUGAGUUUGAUGGAGAAUCAACUCCAAUUUUUUGUUCUUGAGAAUCUGUACAAUUUCGCAUUUGGAAGUCAAUUGACAGUACUCCCAUCUUUAUUGGAGCUCGCCUAUGAUUUCUUCAUCUCCAGAGUCAAUCUCAAAGCAGAAGGGGCGAGGAUAUUCGACACCGAUGUCAAUCACUUAUUGGAUGCUUUAAGGUCGUGGUACUUACCUGCCACACAAGACGCACAAGGUGAUGGAUGGAAGAAUGUAGAAGCAAUACCUAGGCCAUCGCACCUUCGAGCAGCAGGAGUGAAGUUUAGGAUAAGUGAGAGCAAUUGCUUAUUUGACAUUAAAUUUUCAGUGGGUGUUCUUUAUAUCCCAUGUCUCGAGCUAUUUCCAGUGACGGAGUCUUUCCUCAGGAAUAUCACAGCUUUUAAGCAGUCCUAUUAUAAACAUGAUAGUUACUCCAUUGAGUAUGUAGCAUUCUUGGAGAAUCUCAUCAACACUAGAGCCGAUGCGAAGCUUCUGAUCAAGAAAUGCAUAAUUGAUGUUGAGAACUGGUUGGGGCAUGAUGGGACACUGGCAAAGGAUGCCGAGGCAUUGGCAAAUCUUUUCAACAGUUUUGGAAAGGAGAACCGGUUUUGGACGAGGAACAUCAAUUUCUGCAGUCUUCGGCAGGAUCUGAAAGCUUAUUACAGAAGUCAUUGGCACUAG
Eucalyptus grandis is the source of this 1185-nucleotide messenger RNA. Its product is annotated as UPF0481 protein At3g47200. The record is from RefSeq and is a predicted model, not a curated record. The transcript has a single exon. The coding region runs from base 1 to 1185 and encodes 394 amino acids. NCBI's taxonomy places the organism in Eukaryota, Viridiplantae, Streptophyta, Magnoliopsida, Myrtales, Myrtaceae.